Messenger RNA from Penicillium taxi, 264 nucleotides. RefSeq lists its product as uncharacterized. The record is from RefSeq and is a predicted model, not a curated record. NCBI's taxonomy places the organism in Eukaryota, Fungi, Ascomycota, Eurotiomycetes, Eurotiales, Aspergillaceae. Bases 1 to 264 code for a protein of 87 amino acids. The transcript has a single exon.
AUGAGGAGCAGGAAAAAUGUGAUCAGGGCAACAAAGCCCAGUGAGGUUCGUCUGGAGCUUAAACAAGGGAAAACUCUUCUCAACUUCUCCUUCCGCUCUCUUUUGCGAAUUACGGCUCUUAAAGCCUUUGCAAGAUCGACUGGAUCUGGAAACUUGUUUCCUUCAGAGUCAUUUUCUGAUGUUGAGACUCGUGAGGCUGAGAUUCCUGACUCUGAGACUUCUGAUGCGGGUCAGUACGCAUUCUAUUACAAGCAUUUCGAAUAA